CUGGCUAGGUGAAGAGGACUCACAGACAGUUGAUCGCUCGGCAGUGGGGCGGGAUCCUCUCCUCUCCUCCACCGCCGGGGCGCCUGAUUUCUUAGGGAGAGAAAGAAAGAAAGAAAGAAAGAAAGAAAGAAAGAGAGAAAAGAAAUCUCUUUUCUUUUGUGCCUGUGCGGGUACCCCGAGAGGGGGUUUGGGGAAGGGAGGAACGAAGAGGAAGAAAACGCUCGGAGCCCGGAGUCAGUCAAGUACUCGCCGGCAAAGUUUGGUCCGGCGCCCCGAGGACUCGGAGCGAGGAGACUUGCCGCCGCGGGUCUUUCCUUCCGGAUCGCUGCCGGGAAUCUAGAGGAGCGGGGAGGGUGAUUGGUUUUCCCGGGUUUUCCCGGGUUCCCGUUCCCGUUCUUGGAGCCGCUGUACAGGGAAGGACGCCGGCGGGAUCUCGGGUUUCGCCCCCAGACUGCAGGGACCGGAGGAAACCUCCCCAUUUCUUCUCCUGCGCCCCUGACUCCCCUCCCUCCUCUCAUCCUCCCUCCACCCUCACCCCCUUCAUCCCCACCCUGCCUCCCUCCCUCGGCCAUUAAGUUUGGCCGAGAUUUGGGUCCAGGAAAGUUGGGGAAGGGGGGGGAGCGAGGCAGAGUUUCAGCCUGCUCAAUCUGGUGAUGGGAAAAAGUGCAGAACCCCGGGGGUGAAGGAGGCUCCAAGGGUUUAAGGAGCGAGCUGAAGCGGGGCCCCUACCAGUUGUCUCAUUCUGGCCAGCGAGGUCCACGUGUUGAGGGGGCCCAGGUUGGAGUAGAUGGCCAAGUGGCUGAAGGACUACCUGAACUUUGGCAGCCGGCGGUCUCCCCCGCAGCCCCCCAAACCUGACUAUACAGAGAGCGACAUCUUCAGAGCCUACAGGGUUCAGAAGAGCCUGGACUUCGAAGACCCCUAUGAAGAUGGGGAGGGCAAAGCAGAAUCAGACCCAGGUACUCUCGACUCACCUGGCAAAUACAGCACCCUUAAACACCGGCUUAUCAAGGUGGAUUCCACAGACCUAAACUGCGACAAAGUCCUGCUGGGGACCCCAGGGAAGGACAAGCCAGCUGCUGAGAGUGAGUACUGUGACCCCUUUGACACUCGAGACGAGGCCCGGGUAGCCCUAGGGAAACAGCCACUGCCUGAGAACAAUGGCUACAUGGAGCCCUAUGCUGCCCAGCGGGUCAUGGCAGGUCCCAGGACCUGGGCUGGUGCUGAGCCCCACUGCUGCCUUCCCCCAGAGCUGCUGCAGCCGGAGGGCCAGAGGGGGCCAGGGACCCAGGCAGGGCUGCAGCUCUACGACACUCCCUACGAGGAGCAGCGGGAGGGGCUGGAGGCUGAGGGGAGGACUCGACCUCUGGAGAACCGCCUGCCCCAAGACGACGAGCGGCCUGCCGAUGAGUACGAUCAGCCUUGGGAGUGGAAGAAGGAUCAUAUUUCCCGCGCCUUUGCAGUGCAGUUUGAGAGUCCUGAAUGUGAGCCAGCCUCAGGACUGGCUAAGGAGCAUUGGUGCCCGCCCCCAACACUUGGGCUGGGUGGGAGCAAGCUCUGGAGGGGACCCAUCCGCGAGGGCAGCACCCCUGUGGCUGAGCGCGUGGAUCCAACUGUGCCUCUGGAGAAGCAGGCGUGGUUCCACGGCUCCAUCAGCCGAGUGGAGGCAGAGAGCCAGCUAUCCCUGUGCAAAGAGGGCAGCUACAUGGUCCGUCACAGUGAGACCAGCCGCGAUGACUACUCCCUGUCCCUUAGGAGCAGCCAGGGCUUCCUCCACAUGAAGUUCACCCGGACAAAAGAGGACAAGUACGUGCUGGGCCAGCACAGCGGCCCCUUCGCCAGCAUUCCCGAAGCUGUCCACUACUAUUGUGCCCGACCGCUGCCCGUGCAGGGGGCCGAGCACCUGGCCCUGCUUUAUCCCAUCACCGUACAGACUCUCUGACCCGGUGUAUCUACCACGGGCCCUGGCAACCGUGCUGCACGGGGUUUAACAGCCGGGGCUCGUGUUCUUCAGCAUCGGGCCUGGUGCUCAGGCCCGGCGGUCUUCUUGCCUGCUGUGGUUUCAGGCUCUGAUCGUGCAAAAUGACUUCUCCCUGACUUGCCAUCCUCCCACCUGCUUCUCGCUGUGCUUAGGGAGUCCUGGAGAAAAGGGGCAGUGCUACGACCCUUCAGCUGGAACCUUGGUCCCAGAGUGACAAAAGAGCUAGAGUGCCCUACGCAUAGAGACAAAGAGGGCAGCAGUUGGUACUCCAGAGGCCUGGCACCUCCAAAUUCUGUGUCUUCCCAGAGCCCAGGAGCCAGACUUUUGACGGAAUAAAUAAGUUAUUGACUCUC
Tachyglossus aculeatus (Australian echidna) is the source of this 2334-nucleotide messenger RNA. RefSeq names its product Src homology 2 domain containing transforming protein D (gene SHD). The transcript has 6 exons. The record is from RefSeq and is a predicted model, not a curated record. NCBI's taxonomy places the organism in Eukaryota, Metazoa, Chordata, Mammalia, Monotremata, Tachyglossidae. Bases 788 to 1942 code for a protein of 384 amino acids. Gene Ontology annotation, molecular function: phosphotyrosine residue binding.